This is a messenger RNA of Cuscuta campestris, 2888 nucleotides long. The record is from the annotation of a GenBank genome assembly. Lineage: Eukaryota; Viridiplantae; Streptophyta; Magnoliopsida; Solanales; Convolvulaceae.
UUUGGAAAUUUUAUUUUGACUGAUUGAAAAACCUCCCCAGACCGAUACAAAUUAAAAUACUUCUUUCGUCUCAUUUUAUAUUUUCUGUUUUGAAUUUGGAACAUAUUUUAGGAAGUGAAAAAAUAUUGUUGAGUUUCCAAAAAUGCUCUUACUUUUUUAGGGGGCAACGAUGAAUGAGAAGACAAAGUGGAGAGGAAUAUCUUAUUUUACGGAUAUUUUAGGUUGCCGACACGGUGGUGCCCUACAAUGCGACACUCUCUCUGUGCAUCGAUCAGUUGGUUGCUGGUGAGUGUGUAUGGUGUUGGAUAAUGAGAGGCUCGAUCUCUAGCUAGAUGAGUAGUAGCUCCCUGCAGAAAAGGGCAAUUUCCUGCUGGAAUGAUUUUCUAUUUCUCUGAAUAAUUUGACCAAAACUCAUUGGACCAUAUCAUGGCGAGGCGGCAGCAGCUAAUUCCCCCAUUAAUAACAAGGAGGCCCAUUUGCUGUUCUAUCACCCUCUGCUUUGUGGCAGUGGCGAUUACUGUUUUGCUCAUUCUCGUGUCCAUUAGGGUUGCUGACGGCAUUAAGGGACAUGUACUUAGCAGGGGAGGAUUAGGGACAGAAAGGCGGCUUUGGAGGGACGUAAUAGCAGGGGCGGUUCUGGUGGGGAUGAACGUGUGCAUCACGGUGGGGUGCGUCGUUGGAUUCACCUGCUGGAGCAUAACGGUGACGAGGCGAGAGAUGUGGGGGCGGGCGGAGCGCAUCAGGCAAAUGGAAGCUGCCUGGGAGGCGGAGAGGAAGAGCAUGAGAAAGAUUGACGCGUUUGCCGGUGCUAGCCACGAGGUCCGCACCGCUCUCGCCGGCAUCACCGGCUUGAUUCACAUGUGUCGGGCCGAGGCCGCUCCCGGCUCCUCCUUGGAUUUCAAUCUCAACCACAUGGAGUCCUGCACCAACGACCUCAAGAGCUUGUUGAACUCAAUCCUGGACACGAGCAAGAUUGAGUCGGGGAAGAUGCAAGUUGAAGAAGAGGAGUUUGAUUUACAGCAAGUGCUGGAAGAUGUUGUGGACCUAUACUAUCCCGUGGGCAUGGAGAAGGGGGUGGAUGUCAUAUUGGAUCCAUGUGAUGGGUCAGUUGAGCAUUUUAGGGAGGUCAAGGGGGACAGAGGCAAACUCAAGCAGAUCCUCUGUAAUCUCUUGUACAACUCCAUCAAGUUCACCGACGAUGGGCAUGUUUCCCUUCGCGCUUGGGCGGUAGCACCAAAAUAUCCCACAACUAGUAGCGCCACUAGCAUCCACAAUCGCAGUGGGAACAGCAGGCCUUUCAGUUUCGCUUCACGUCUCCUUUUCGGAAGCAUUUCACGCGGUAAAGCUGCUGCAACAUCAGCAGCAACAACAGAAACAGGACUUGAAAACAAUGGCAGGGAUGUGAUGGAGUAUGUAUUUGAGGUGGUUGAUACAGGGAGAGGGAUUCCCAAGGAGAAGCACAAGUUUGUGUUUGAAAACUACGUCCAAGUCAAAGAAACAAGUGUGAGUGAUAAUCAUGGGCAUUUAGGUCACGGUCUAGGGCUCGGCAUUGUUAGGUCUCUAGUGCAUUUGAUGGGCGGGGAGAUUGGCAUCAUCGACAAGGAAAUAGGGGAAAAGGGGACUUGUUUUAGGUUCAACAUAUUCUUGGGAAAUCCCCGUCAUCCUCCGGGUAAUUCAACAAGACAGGAUAUCGAGUCGUCCCCAUGUAUUUACGGUUACAAGUGUUGGCCCUCAUCCAAAGUUACAUCCCAGGUUGUUCUCUUCAUUCAGAGCGAAGAAAGGAGUGAAAUUGCAAGGAGAUUCCUAAGAAACCGGGGCAUUAAAGUCACUGUCAUUACCAAGGGAUAUCAGCAGUUGAGCAAGACACUAAAGAAGAUCAAAUCUAAGCUUUUCGUUCCAUCCAAAAGUGGUCAGCCAACAACAAGUAACUCUCAGUCAUCAGCUUCUUCUACACCUUCAUCCUCAAGGUCAAGGUCAAGAUCAAAGGAGGUGGUUCACGAUGCUAAGGAUGGAACACGAGAUACUAUGGUGUUGAUGAUAGUAGACACGAGAGCAGGGCCAUUCCCAGAAGUGAGUCGCACAGUUGCCGAAUUCCAAAGGGACCUACUCCAACGAGGAGGAUUUCCUAGAGUUGUUUGGAUAGACAUCUCAAGAGCACAUGACAACAGGGAGAAGCUGCUGCUUCCCUCCACUGAUCUUAUCAUGUCCAAGCCUUUGCACGGAUCCAGUUUGAAUCAAAUUUUAGAGCUUCUUCCCGAGUUUGCAUCAUCAACCAAACCUUUUCCCCAAUCAUUCAUUCCUUCAGGAGAGAUACAGGUGGUAAUCGACAAAGAAAAAGAUCAUGAUGAGUGUGGUCCAAGCACGAGAGGCGACACUGCGGCACAAAACAAGCCAUUGCAAGGGAAAAGAAUCUUGAUAGUUGAUGACACUCCGUUGCAGCGCAGAAUAUGCAUCGCGGUAGUUUCCCAACUAGGUGCUCAAAGCUACACCUGUGACAAUGGUGCAGAAGCUGUGGAACUUGUGACUGGGGCACUACAGAAUUGGGAUAACCAACACACUUUUGAUUACAUCCUAAUGGAUUGUGAGGUAAAAAGUGCAACCUUCCAUUUUUAGAGUUCUCUGCUUCAUAAAUGAAUCACCCCACCAUCUAAAAAGUAGUAGAGGCACAUUUUUUGUUCUGAAGAAAGAAAAAGAAAAAGAAGAAAAAACUCCCAAACCCAAAACCCACCCCCACCCCCCAUUAUUGUGUAGAUGUUUUUUUCCCAUGAACUUGAUUACUUACAUGAGAUUAUCUAUUGUCACUACCAAUAUUUAAUUACAAAGAUAACUAAUCUACGGUCACUACCUACCUAAACACCGGACAAUGCGCAUAAAGGAAAAGGGGGAAG